Molecule: messenger RNA, 2136 nt
Organism: Anopheles maculipalpis
Lineage: Eukaryota; Metazoa; Arthropoda; Insecta; Diptera; Culicidae
Product: probable ATP-dependent RNA helicase DDX43
Exons: 2
Coding region: 1-2136 (711 amino acids)
Molecular function (GO): RNA helicase activity; RNA binding; ATP binding
Source: RefSeq, a predicted model, not a curated record
AUGUGGAACGACAGCGAGUGUUGGGACGAUGAUAGUAGUUCCCAGAUACCCUAUGUACCGCAACCGAGCAUGCCGGAAUCGACCGCACCGUCGCAUAGACCAAAGCGGUCAGAAAAGGAUGCUGAUAGUCGCGAUAAAUGGUCACGAGGUGAAGUUUCGAGGUCAUACGGUGGAGGCGGAGAUCGUGUCCGGAUAGAGGUGCAGAGUCAUAUCAUUCCAAAAAUUAUUGGAAAACGAGGUGCCACUGUUCAGGACUUACGGAACCGAACGAAUACACGCAUCGAUAUUGAUAACGAUCGGUCCAAUGGCGGUGGUACGGGUACGAUAACGAUAUCCGGUGAUCCAGCGAAUGUUAGAGCGGCUGAAAGAGCCAUACAGGAUAUAAUAAAUGGAGGCGGAAGGGAAAACUCGCGAAGUUUUGAUCCGGCUGCUAGAUCAGGGUUCAGGAGAGGCUCGCCGAAUGAGCAGCGCAGUAGCUGUGAUCAUCGUAGCAACCGUUAUGACAGUGCCACUGGAGGAGGUGGAUGGUCCAAGACUAGCGAUAGUAGUUCUUAUAGGGGUAUUGAUGAUAAUAGUGGUGGUAGUCGAGGUCGUGAUAGAGGGAACAACGAUUUUUACAAUUCCGGCCAACGCACGACUAGCGACCGCGGUAAAACUCAUUACUCAUACCGUUCCGAUGCGUACGAAAGUGACGAAAUCAUCGAUUGGGAUUCUGUAAACAAAGCAUCCGACGAUGCUGCUAAGGAACGAUGGGCCAAGUGUCCACCGCUUGUGAAAGCAUUCUACAAUGAGCGCAAAGAAGUGGCCGAAAUGAGCCCUGCCGAAGUGGCCGCAUUCCGUGAGGCUAACAAAAACAUCGUCGUGGAACGCACCUUUAAGGAAAAGGGCGCCAAGAGUAAACCGAUCCCAAAUCCGGUGUGCGAGUUUCAUCAAGCAUUUGGAGAUUUUCCCGAAUUGAUGGACGAACUGCGUAAACAGAACUUUAUCAAACCGUCGCCGAUUCAGGCUCAAGCUUGGCCGGUGCUGUUGCAAGGUGAAGAUUUGAUUGGCAUCGCACAGACCGGUACGGGCAAAACGUUAGCCUUUCUGCUGCCCGCGUUUAUUCACAUCGAGGGACAGCCGGUUCCGCGCGGUAGCCGUGGUGGACCGAAUGUGCUGGUGCUGGCACCGACACGGGAACUUGCGCUUCAGAUCGAGAAGGAGGUGACGAAGUAUCAGUUCCGUGGCAUAAAGGCCGUCUGUCUGUAUGGUGGUGGUGAUCGAAAGGCACAGAUCAAUGUUGUCCGGGGUGGUGUGGAGAUACUGAUUGCCACACCGGGCCGUUUGAACGAUCUCGUGCAGGAGGGUGUGGUGGAUGUAACGAGCAUCACGUACCUCGUGCUGGACGAAGCUGACCGUAUGCUGGACAUGGGUUUCGAACCGCAGAUCCGCAAAGUACUGUUGGAUGUGCGCCCGGAUCGACAAACGGUAAUGACUAGUGCCACGUGGCCGGAUGGUGUGCGCCGGCUCGCACAAAGCUACAUGAACAAUCCAAUUCAGGUGUACAUCGGUACACUCGAUCUGGCGGCCACUCACACCGUCACGCAGCUGAUCGAGGUGAUUGAUGAGGAGGACAAGUUCCAUCGCAUCAAUGAAUUUGUGCGCGACAUGCAGCCAACGGAUAAGGUGAUCAUAUUCUGUGGCAAAAAAACGCGUGCCGAUGAUCUGUCGUCCGAGUUCAUUUUGUCCGGCAUCCCGUGCCAAUCGAUUCACGGUAAUCGGGAGCAGGCCGAUCGCGAGCAAGCACUGGAAGACAUUAAGAGUGGCGCAGUGUCCAUACUCAUUGCCACGGAUGUGGCAUCCCGCGGGCUUGAUAUCGAGGACAUAUCGCACGUGGUGAACUAUGACUUUCCCCGUAACAUUGAAGAGUACGUACAUCGAGUAGGACGUACGGGACGUGCUGGGCGGAGCGGCAUUUCACUUAGCUUUAUGACACGAUCCGAUUGGGCGGUGGCGGCAGAAUUGAUCAAAAUCUUGGAGGAAGCGAAUCAGGAAGUGCCGUACGAGGUGCGGGACAUGGCGACAAGGUUUGCGGCCCGUCAGGAUCGUGGUGGUGGUGGUCGCGGCGGAAGGUUCAGAGGAAAUCGUCGAUGGUAG